Molecule: messenger RNA, 519 nt
Organism: Triticum turgidum subsp. durum (durum wheat)
Lineage: Eukaryota; Viridiplantae; Streptophyta; Magnoliopsida; Poales; Poaceae
Source: the annotation of a GenBank genome assembly
AUGGCCUCUACCGCGCUCUUCUUCGUCUUCCUCGCCCUGGCCACCAUGCAGCCGCAGACCGCCUCGUCCGAGAAGGAGACGCACCUCAAGGUGUACUGGCACGACGUGGUGAGCGGACCGGACCCGACGUCGGUGCCGGUGGCGCAAGCGGCGACGACCAACACCUCCAAGACAGGCUUCGGCAUGGUUGUGGUCAUCGACGACCCGCUCACCGAGGGAGCCAGCCUCAACUCGUCCAGGCUCAUGGGCCGUGCCCAGGGCACCUACAUCGCCGCCGGCAAGGACCAGCUGGCGCUGCUGAUGAACAUGAACUUCGUCUUCACCGCCGGCAAGUACAACGGCAGCAGCAUCGCCAUUAUGGGUCGCAACGCCGUGUUCACCAAGGUCCGUGAGAUGGCUGUCAUCGGCGGUACAGGCGUUUUCAGGUGGGCCCGCGGGUACGCGCAGGCCAGGACGCACACCUUGGACCUCAAGACCGGUGACGCCACCGUCGAGUACAACGUAUUCAUCAGGCUCUAG